Messenger RNA from Kogia breviceps (pygmy sperm whale), 1641 nucleotides. The record is from RefSeq and is a predicted model, not a curated record. Lineage: Eukaryota; Metazoa; Chordata; Mammalia; Artiodactyla; Physeteridae.
AUGGACCAGAGUGAAGACAUGAACAUCUCCUGGGAACAGAAGGUGGGUUGUGGUGACCAGCUGUGCAGAGCCUUCUGGGCGUGGAGGUUAACCAUCCCACAAGAAGGCUUCUGCGGGGUGAUGUCAACAGGCCCUGACAGCUACAGAGAAGCCUACGUUUCCAUCUUUGCCAGCUCUCCUGUCCUAAACUCACGCUCAGAAGAAGAUACUGGGCCUUCUGGUGACCUGAUGGGGUUGAGCUGUGGAGCCCUUCUCCCUGAUUUUAUUGCAAGGCAGCCAGCAAGACUAGUCAGUAAUUACCUCAGCGCCCACCAGGAACUGGGAGGCAGUAGGCUUAGUACACUCAGUGCUCUGGGCUUUCUGGCCUUCGAGGAAGAAGCCGCCAGGGUUAAUUCCUGCACCGAAGCAAGGAGGUGCAGGCAGGCCCAGGCUGACCCCUCGCCAAAGGCUCCACCUGGUCCACCUCGCCCCGCCACCCUGUUCCUCCACUCCUUCCGCACGACGCUGGCCUCCACGAGCGCUAAGGGCCAGGCUCUAUGGCUACUCACCGAGUUACUCCUCAGAACAACCCUGAUAAUUAAAGGUGCUAAAAAGGAAAAGAAAAACAGGCACUCCAUGAAUCCAUCUAUAAGACAGCAGACUCAGCUCAAAGGAGGCUGGGCCCUGGUCCUUCUCCAGGGACCUGCGCAGAAGGGGAGAGGCAGCACGUGGAAAGGAGGGCAGCUGGAGCGUGGAGUUCCGGAGUUUGGAGUUCAGCCAAAGGCGCUAACGGAUAACUUUGCUGAUGUCCAGGUGUCUGUAGUUGAUUGCCCUAAUUUGACUAAGGAGCCAUUUACCUUUCCCGUAAAAGGUAUCUGUGGGAAAACUAGAAUUGCAGAAGUAGGAGGUGUACCUUACUUUUUGCCUCUUAUAAGUAAAAAAAAAAAAAAAGUUUAUGAUCUAAAUAAAAUCGCAAAAGAAAUCCAGCUUCCUGGAGCUUUUGUUCUUGGAGCAGGAGCAGGCCCGUUUCAAACUCUUGGAUUCAAUUCUGAGUUUAUGCCAGUUGUUCAAACAGAAAGUGAACACAAACGUCCAGUGAAUAGAAGUUACUUUGCUCCUGUUAACUCGGCAGAGGGAGGGUGCCUACUGGAGAAAUACAGUGAGAAAUAUCAUGAUUUGGGGUGUGCAUUACUGGCUAAUCUUUUUGCCAGUGAAGGCCAACCUGGAAAGGUCAUUGAGGUGAAAGCCAAAAGAAGAACUGGAAAACUAAAGUUUGUGACUUGUGUGAAACACACUCUUGAAAAACAUUAUGGAGAUAAGCCUGUAGGAAUGGGAGGUACUUUCGUGAUUCAGAAGAGAAAAGUGAAGAUUCACAUUAUGCCGGCAGAAUUUUCUUCCUGCCCAUUGAACUCUGAUGAAGACUUGAAUCAAUGGUUACGUUUUCAUGAGAUGAAGGCUCCUUUGGUUUCAGUUUUUAUCUCCAGAGACCCAGGGUUUGAUUUGUGGUUGGAGCACACUCCUUGUUUCAGUCAUCAUGAAGAAGGUGGACACUACCAUUAUGACACCACCCCAGACAUAGUGGAAUACCUUGGAUACUUCUUACCUGCAGAGUUUCUCUGCAUUGAUCAACCAACAGAGACCCAUUCAUUUGGGCGAGAUUAA